GCUUCUUGAGAGUGGCUGUCGUCAGAGAUAAAGAUCUUUUCAGGACAGGUCUGCUUGGCAGUCGUUGGUUAUAUAGUUGUGUGCUGUUCACCAGUAGCACCUCGCCGGCUACAUCUGCAUCUACAUCUCAGCCGCUAGCACUGAGACAGGACGGGAGGGAUUACACCCUGCGCACAAACACCGCAUACACGCACCACGCAUGCCGUACAGGACCACCUUUACUGACUGCCAAUCCUUGUCGCAGGUGUGACCUUCUUCAACACACUGACAUUCCACAAUAAUUCUCGAAACUCACAGAAAUCCGAGGAUGCCAGGAACCUGUCUUUUCGUACCGGUUUGAACUGAAACAGUCUCUGAGUUUAUCAAGUCUAUUAGGCGAGUGCCUAGGCAAAUAUUUAUUUCACAAAAGGAUAAAGAAUGCAAAAAUCUCCAUCAUCCCUUCGACUAAUUCAGGAAUCCAAAUGGCAGAUGUGAGAGUAUUUACUUUGUUCAGGCUUGUGUUUGGCUUCCUCAUCUUACCAUUUCAAGCUGAACAAUCCUGUCUGAUAUCUGCUGACCAGCGCACAGCAGACUGCCGAGGCCAGCGACUGGAGCAAGUGCCUGUGGAGGAACUGCCUUCUUCCCUAGAGAAGCUAGAUCUUUCCUAUAACAUUCUAGAGGUUAUCAAAAAGGAUGAUUUCAUUCAACUGCCUCUCCUCAGCGUCCUCUGGCUUCAGUAUAACAAUAUAUCUUUGAUUGAGGAUGAGGCCUUUCACAAAAAUCUACUACUGGAAGAAGUGAAUAUGUUCAAUAACUCAAUGACUUAUAUUCCAUCAAAAGCCUUUGCACCACUCAGCAGGCUGACAAUUUUAGAGCUGGCAAAUAAUCUCUACACUGAGGCAACACUGGAUGAUGUGUUUAUGAAUUUCAAGAGUCUAAAACUAUUGUCUUUGGGUGGUCCUGUUCUCAGCACAUUGAAAAAGGGGGAUCUUGAUGUGUUAGCCAACAUAUCUCUGGAGAGGAUUGCUAUUAAAACUGGUUCUAGCCUGGACGUUUAUGAUCCAGGGUAUCUCAAGAACAUCCAAACUGCAAAUUUGUGGGUGGAUAUAGCCAUAGAUAACAGAACACACGUACUUCCUCUGAUACUGAAAGACCUUGAAAACAAAACAUUUGAAGCCCUUCGUUUCCGUAAUCUCUUUGAGUUUAAGUACUAUACCGACACAGAGGAUAUUUUCUAUGGCUUACAGUAUAUAAACUCCCAGCAGCUGACCUUUCAUCGUGGGAAAUUCAAUGAGGACCUCCUAAGAAUGGCCCUUGUGAAUUUAGAAAAAAGUGAGAUUAAAUCACUAGGACUGUUCUUCAUUGAUUUUGCCCGGUCGCAAACACUUGUGAAUAGUGAGGAAGCAUCCAGUAUGACAAACCUAACACUGGAUAUGUUGGUUUUGUCGGAUAUCAGCAACCCAGACAUCCUACGCUUUGACUGGAGUUUUACAUGGUUGAGCAAGGUCCGUCACCUGCGCAUAAACAAUGUGAAUUUUAACAUCGUGCCCUGUGAUGCAUGGGAGGAGAUGAGAGGGGUUGAAAUACUUGAUGUAUCCAAAAACAGUCUUAAGGACAAUUUUCUCUUUAACCAGCAAUGUGACUACACAGAUACAAUGUCAGAGCUUCACACCUUUAAUCUCAGCAAUAACAAACUGACCAGCCUCAGCUCCUUUGCAUCUCUUGCUGGGGGGUUCAGACACCUACAGGUAAUUGAUAUCAGUCACAACCAGUUGGGUUUUAAAGGAAACAGCCCCUGCUCUUGGAAACAGAACAUCACCACAUUCAUCGCUAACCAUAACAGUAUGGUUAUUGACAGCUUCAGAUGUCUCCCAACUACUGUAUUGUACCUUGAUCUCUCCUACUGUAAUUUAGACCAGUUAGAUGUGAACUACUUCAGGAAGGCCAUCAGUCUGAAGGAGGUCUACCUCAGUGGUAACAAAAUUAAAUUCAUUCCCUCUGAUUGGAAGAGCCCCAGUUUAAAGUCACUGACUUUGGAUGGAAACUCUUUUGGGAUUAUCAGCAUGAGGUCUUUCAAGGGAAUGCCUAAGCUGGAGCAACUCAGGGCAGGUAACAACCCUUACCACUGUACCUGUGAGCUCCACACUUUCAUACAGGAAACUGCAAUCAAGGGCAAAGUUAACAUCACAGACUGGCCGGAAAACUACAAGUGUUACCACCCAGAAGACCUGCUCAAUACAAUGGUAUCUCAUUAUCUCCCUGGUCAGAUAGUGUGUGACAUCAGGCUGGUCAUUGUUAUCUCUGUAGUCACCACAGCAGGUGUCGUGCUAGCACUCAUGCUAAUAUGCUAUUUUUUUAAUAUACCGUGGUAUGCUAAAGCUACAUACCAAAUCCUCAGGGCCAAGUAUAGGUCUCAUAAAGAAGGACUGGCACUUUCUGUGGACUAUACGUUUCAUGCGUUCAUUUCCUACAGCCACUCAGAUGCAGACUGGGUAAGGGACGAACUGUUACCAUGUCUGGAAAACUCCAAGCCCCCUUACCGUCUUUGCAUCCAUGAAAGAGACUUUAUGCCAGGAAAAUGGAUCAUCGAUAACAUAAUUGAGAACAUUGAAAACAGUCGGAAGGUUAUCUUUGUCCUGUCACGGCACUUUGUGAACAGCGAGUGGUGCAACUAUGAGCUCUACUUUGCCCAGCAGCGAGCCAUGGGCAAGACCUUCAGUGAUGUCAUCCUAGUGGUAAAAGAGCCCAUCGAUCCGAACUCCCUGCCCAGCAAGUACUGUAAACUCAAAAAGAUGCUGAGAAACAAAACUUAUUUAGAGUGGCCUGAGCACCCCAAACAUCAAGCCUUCUUCUGGGCGCAGCUGAGGAGCGUCAUGGGGAAACCUAAUCUCACGCAGCAGUUCUCAUCCUCCAUACGCAGACGUUCCACAAGAAUGAACACAGUGUCUGUGAUUGAGCUGGCCCCGGAGAAUCAAAAGUCUGUAGAUUCUGGGCCAAAGAUAGAUGAGGCAUCAGAGAUUAAGCUUCAGAUUAUAGGAAAGGCUUGAGGUCUUACAGAGAAAAGCUCAGAGGAUCACUCAGGAUAUCACUGAUAUAGAUAUCUUCAGCUUAAUGGACAGUGAAUAAGUUAGUUGUGCUGAGUGCAUACCACAAUGAAGUGCAUCUUGAGAAACAUUGCUAUUAGUGCUUUUCCACUGGAUGGUGCGGCACUGCGCAGUGCAGAAAACUAACCAUGAUCCCGCAUGUUGUCAUUUUUCCACUGCCAAGCAAGCUGUGCCGCAUCUAAUUACCCGUGCUGAAUUUGUUUACUGUUCUUUCCCACAUACCAUGUAAGCCAAGUUGGUAUAUAUACAGACAGGUGACAAUUUAAAGGAAAAAAACAACAUGAAGUGUCUUACUAAGAUGUCAGGCUACCAUGGGCCAUCAGAACAGCUUUAGUGCUCCUUGACAUAGAUUCUGCAAUUCUCUAGAACUGUACUGGAGGAAUGAACAACAUUUAUGAAAAGGAUAUUCCCUCAAUUGGUGUUUUGAUGAUGGUAGUUGAGAGCACUGUCUAACACAUCAGUCCAAAUCUCUCAUAGGUGUUAAGUUGGAUUGAGAUCAGAUGACUGUGAAGGCCAUAGCAUAUGAUUUACAUUGUUUUCCUACCCAUUAAAUCAUCCAGUGAGCCCUCAUGCCCUGUGGCUGGGGAUACUGUCAUCCUGGAGAGACCACUUCCAUCAGGAUAAAAAUGUUUUCUCAUGGGAUAAGUGUGAUCAGUCAGAACAGCUUUGUAUUGAUUUGCAGUGGCCCUUCCUUUUAAGAAGACAGUAGACCAAAACAUGCCAGCAAAAUGCCCUCCAUAGCAUUACAGAGCAACUCAUUUUUCCUUUAAUUUGUCAACCAUCCUUUAAAUAGUGCUGACCAUUGAUUGGUUAAACACAAACUUCACUGACUCAUCUUGAUUAAUGUCUCUGGCAAAAGUAAAGUCUUUUCUACUACUGUAGCACAGAUAUCCAAUAGUGACUGACCACCAAAGUUUCUUCUUCUUUUAAAAGGCAUUUUUUAAGAUGCAACACAAUUUUAUAUAACAGUGUCAUGUCUUUUUAUUCAUUAAUCAGAGUAAUACUUUAAUAUUAUAAUAUUAAUUUUAAUAUUUUAGUAUUUCUUACUUGAGAUCCAAGUAAAAUUUGAUUCACUUUGUUUGCUCCCUAUGUAGAAUCUAACAUAAUGGUCCACUCUACCUUGUGCCCUACAUGCAUGGUAUAGAACAUCAUAUGAGAUUCAGCCACUGAAAAAUACAUACACUCACUAAGCACUUUAUUAGAAACACUAUACUAAUACUGGGUAGAGUCUCACUUUGCUCUCAAAUCAGCCUCAAUUCUUUGGAUCACGCAAUUCCUGCAGAUUUUUCAGGUGCACUUUCAUGCUGCAAAUCUCCUUUUCUACUACAAAGGUGUUCUAUUGGAUUCAUCUCCGGUGACUGGGAAGGCCACUGAAGAACACUGAACCUAUUGUUAUGUUCAGGAAUCCAGUCUGAGACAAGUUUUGCUUUGUGACAUGGUGCAUUAUUAUGCUAAAAGUAGCCAUUAGAAAAUGGGAAAAUUGUGACCAUGAAGGGAUUCACAUGGUCAGCAACAAUACUCAAAUAGGCUAUGGCAUUCAAGCGAUGAUUGAUUGGUCAUUAAUGGGCCCAAAGUUUGCCAAGAAAACAUUCCCCCCACCAUUACACCACCUCCACCUGCCUGGACUGUUUACACAAGGCAGGUUGGAUCCAUGGAUUCAUGCUGUUGGCACCCAAUUCUGACCCUACCAUCUGUGUGCCUCAGCAGAAAUUGAGAUUUAUCAGACCAGGCUAAGUUUUUCUAGUCUUCAACUAUCCAGUUUAGGUUAGCCUGUGCCCACUGCAGCCUCAGUUUUCUGUUGGCUGACAGAACUGGAACCCGAUGUGGUCUUCUGUUGUUGUAACCCAUCCGCCUCAAGGUUCAACGUGUUGUCAGAUGCUUUUCUGCUCACCACAAUUCGAGUGGUUAUCUGAGUUACUGUGGCCUUUCUGUGAGCUCGAACCAGUCUGGCCAUUCUCGGUUGACCUCUCUCAUCAACAAGUUGUUACCAACCACAGAAUUGCCGUUCACUGGAUGUUUUUUUCUUAAUUGCACCAUUCUGAGUAAACUCUAGAAUGUUGUGUGUGAAAAUCCCAGAUUAGUGGUUAUAGAAAUACUCAAACCAUCCCAUAUGACACCAACAAUCAUGCCACAGUCAAAAUCACUGAGCUCACAUUUUUUUUCCCUAUUCUGAUGGUUGAUAUGAACAUUAUCUAAAGCUGCUGGCCCAUAUCUGCAUGAUUUCAUGCAUUGCACUGCUGCCACACGAUUGGCUGAUUAGAUAACUGCAUGAAUGAGUAAGUGUACAGGUGUUCCUAAUAAAGUAAUCAGUGAGUGUACAUGUUCCUUGUGUUUAAUAUUGUUUGCACUCAAACUUCUCUGUAUUUUCUCUAAGGAUUAAAGUAUUGACACACUUGGAUGCAUUUUGAUGCGUUCAAAGCCACUGAGUGAAA
Messenger RNA from Pangasianodon hypophthalmus (striped catfish), 5515 nucleotides. RefSeq names its product toll-like receptor 18 (gene tlr18). Gene Ontology annotation, cellular component: membrane. NCBI's taxonomy places the organism in Eukaryota, Metazoa, Chordata, Actinopteri, Siluriformes, Pangasiidae. The record is from RefSeq and is a predicted model, not a curated record. The transcript has 4 exons. The coding region runs from base 462 to 3026 and encodes 854 amino acids. Gene Ontology annotation, biological process: inflammatory response; toll-like receptor signaling pathway; immune response. Gene Ontology annotation, molecular function: protein binding; transmembrane signaling receptor activity.